Molecule: messenger RNA, 1362 nt
Organism: Stylophora pistillata
Lineage: Eukaryota; Metazoa; Cnidaria; Anthozoa; Scleractinia; Pocilloporidae
Product: triosephosphate isomerase
Biological process (GO): glyceraldehyde-3-phosphate biosynthetic process; glycolytic process; gluconeogenesis
Cellular component (GO): cytosol
Molecular function (GO): triose-phosphate isomerase activity
Source: RefSeq, a predicted model, not a curated record
UCAACAUUUCUUCUUAGCGACGCUCGACCUUCUCUGUAGCUGGUUUCAUCGUCCUUCUGGUGGAGUGUCAUCCUCUGUCCUCAUUUGAUCUGCUGUGCUGUAGAGGAAUUCACAAUGGAGAGGAAAUUUUUCGUGGGUGGCAACUGGAAGAUGAACGGAAAUAAAGGAAAAAUAGAUGAAAUUUUAAAGAACUUGGCGUCAAGUGAUCUGUCCUCCUUCACGGAUGUUGUAGUUUCUCCCCCCUCCAUUUAUCUGGAUUAUGUCUGUAAAGCUGUCAAGCCAGGCAUUUAUGUUUCAGCUCAAAACUGUUACAAAGUCGCCAGUGGAGCUUUCACAGGAGAAAUCAGCCCUGCUAUGAUCAAAGACAUUGGCUGUAGCUGGGUGAUUUUAGGACAUUCUGAAAGGAGAAAGAUUUUCCAAGAGAGUGAUGAGCUGAUUGGCGAGAAGGUAGCUCAUGCACUGUCAGAAGGAUUAAGUGUGAUAGCCUGUAUUGGAGAACUUUUGUCAGAGAGAGAGUCUGGAAAAACCACAGAAGUUGUGUCAAGGCAGCUUAAAGCCAUUGCUGAUAAUGUUUGUGACUGGAGUAGAGUGGUUAUUGCCUAUGAACCAGUUUGGGCCAUUGGCACUGGAGUCACGGCUACUCCUCAGCAGGCCCAAGAAGUCCAUCAUCAACUGAGAGGUUGGCUUACAGAUAACGUUUCAGCUGCUGUCGCCAGUUCAACUAGAAUAAUUUAUGGAGGUUCCGUGAACGCCAAGAAUUGUAAAGAACUGGCCAAGGAAAGUGAUGUUGAUGGCUUCCUGGUUGGAGGAGCGUCUCUUAAGCCGGAGUUUGUUCAGAUCAUCAAUGCUAGGUUGUAAGAAAACUUAGGUUUAGUCACAGGCGGCCCAAGCAUCGAAUUUUAUGCGAAAGUACGAGCCGUUGAUAAAAGGAGAAAUUAUUAAAAAAAAUUAAAGAAAAAUUAAAAAGGAUAAUAAGAGCGAGAAAUAUAACGUCGUUACCUUUUUUCCGUAGCUGCUUUGUCGUAAAUGGUCGUUUUAAACUCUGUUUCGGCGACUUAAUCUUUGUAACCCGUGUGGUCCUACCAGUCAACUGUGGACAAAAAAUACGGUUGUCUGGUGGCACCACACGUUAUAUUCUUCGCUUUUAUUAUCCUUUUUGAAUUUUCUUUAAUUCUUUUGUAAUUUGUCCUUUUUUAACGGCUCACGCUUAUUCCCAUUAAUGAACUUAAGACCCCGAAAUCACACACAGUACGCUUGCGAAGCCUGUAGUUUAGUUUGUCGAAUUUACGCUUGAAGGAAUAUGGUGAUAAAACUGAAACUCGCUGUCUGUGGGAACAAUAAAAAUUAAGAGUAUUCAAUUUA